Messenger RNA from Encephalitozoon hellem ATCC 50504, 468 nucleotides. RefSeq lists its product as uncharacterized. Lineage: Eukaryota; Fungi; Microsporidia; Unikaryonidae. The transcript has a single exon. The coding region runs from base 1 to 468 and encodes 155 amino acids. The record is from RefSeq and is a predicted model, not a curated record.
AUGUGCGAUGGAUCUGAAAACACCCAUUCGGUAGGGAUGAAGAGAUUUUCGCAGAACCAGACAAGCACACUUCCUUCUGGAUGCCGAGAAGAGUAUAAGAAAGUUGUGUAUGUAUCCCAUCCAACAGUACUUGAUAAGCAAAUCAAAUACCGUCUGUGUUACACGAAGUCGAGUGGGCACGAGCCUGAAGACAACGAGGUCCUAAGGAUCGAGAUUUCUCAUGACCUGGAGAAUCUAGCACACUACAUCAGAAAGAUUUUGGACUAUCACAGAUUCAAGAAGCUGAAGAUAUAUGUAAAGUAUAGCGAAUUUCUGAAGCUUCACAAGGAGAUAGAGAAAGUCAACAAUGACUUGUUUACCUGCAACUAUAGCUUCAAGUUUAGCUUCAUUCCAAGCAGCUACAAAGAAGAGGAGUACGUACUUCUUUACGAAAUAGAAGGAAUUAAGAGAGGCGAGCACUACGGCUAA